Messenger RNA from Xiphophorus hellerii (green swordtail), 3939 nucleotides. It is a transcript of the gene man2a1, whose product is annotated as mannosidase, alpha, class 2A, member 1. The record is from RefSeq and is a predicted model, not a curated record. Gene Ontology annotation, molecular function: alpha-mannosidase activity; carbohydrate binding. The coding region runs from base 221 to 3658 and encodes 1145 amino acids. Gene Ontology annotation, biological process: protein deglycosylation; N-glycan processing; mannose metabolic process. Gene Ontology annotation, cellular component: Golgi membrane. Lineage: Eukaryota; Metazoa; Chordata; Actinopteri; Cyprinodontiformes; Poeciliidae. The transcript is spliced from 26 exons.
UUUGCAUACUGUUUGUUUAAUUAAAAAAGAAAGAAAGUUUUGCCCAGGUAGUGACGUCAGCGCUGCGCUGAGUCAGCUCAGUCAAACCGGAAACAAAACAGUGCAGGGCGCAGCCGCAGUAGCAGGCUGGGCUCGUGACGUCCUGCGGGUGAAGGAGCGCGAGGGCAGCUGCCGACUGGAUCAAACCGGAAGAGAGGAAGAGGAGUUUGGAGCUGCAGCGAUGAAGAGGGGCCGGGUGCUGCCCGUCCUAGUGGGCGGAGUCUUCUGCCUGGCUGUGAUGUCAUUGUACCGCAUGCUGGAGCUGAUGCAGGGGGCGGAGCCUGACCACGGCGGGGGCUCACCUGUCCGCCAGGUGGAGGAAGAUUUGUCCCGCCUCCAGCUGAAAAUCGACAGACUGGAGCGCCUCCUGGUGGUUAACAACCAGCUGGUCGCUCGGCUGCGGGACUCGCUGCUGGUUAGAGAGUCGCCUGAGGGAGGGGGCGGGGCCAACGGCAGCUCUAACUCCGCCCACAACCGAGCAGCUCCGCCUCCAGGCUGCCGGAAGGCCGAAGAGAUGAAGGACGACGCCGACGGAGUGCAGCUGCUGGACGUCUACGACCUCCUGCCCUUCGACAACCCCGACGGCGGCGCCUGGAAGCAGGGCUUCCAGAUCAGUUACCGUGGAGACGAGUGGGCGGAGCAGCCGCUGGAGCUCUUCCUGGUUCCCCACUCCCACAACGACCCAGGCUGGGUGAAGACGUUUGACGGCUACUACCGGGACCAGACCAGACACAUACUGGACAACAUGCUGGUCAAACUGGGAGAGGACAGCAGGAGGAAGAUGAUCUGGGCCGAGAUCAGCUACUUCUCCCAGUGGUGGAACGACAUCGAUGACCAGAAGAGGGCGCUGGUCAGACGCCUGGUGGGGGCGGGGCAGUUGGAGAUGGUGACGGGCGGUUGGGUCAUGUCUGAUGAAGCGAACUCUCACUACUUUGCGAUGCUGGAUCAGCUGAUGGAGGGCCACCAGUGGCUGCAGACUCACCUGGGCGUGAAGCCGAGCAGCGGCUGGGCCGUCGAUCCCUUUGGCCACUCCCCUUCCAUGACGUACCUGCUGAAGGGGGCGGGGCUUAGCAACAUGCUGAUCCAGAGGGUGCACUACUCCGUCAAGAAGCACUUUGCCCAGCAACGGACUCUGGAGUUUCUAUGGCGACAGAGCUGGGACUCCUCCUCCCGCAGUGACAUCACAUGUCACAUGAUGCCGUUCUACAGCUACGACGUCCCUCACACCUGCGGCCCGAACCCGGCCGUCUGCUGCCAGUUCGACUUCCACCGCCUGCCAGGGGGGCGGGUCUUCUGUCCCUGGAGGAUCCCGCCGCAGCCAAUCACAGAGCAGAACAUCAAGGAGAGAGCUCUGCUCCUAUUGGACCAGUACCGACAGAAGUCCCGCCUCUUCCGCUCCUCGGUGCUGCUGGUUCCUCUGGGAGACGAUUUCCGCUUCGUGGAGUCCGGGGAGUGGGACGCACAGUUCAGCAACUACCAGAAGCUGUUCGACUACUUCGACCAGCAUCCCGAGCUGCACAUCAAGGCCCGGUUUGGGACGCUGUCAGACUACUUUGCGGCGCUGCACCGGCGGCUGGCGGAGGCGGGAACGACGCUGCCCACGCUACGCGGAGACUUCUUCACCUACGCCGACCGGGACGACCACUACUGGAGCGGAUACUUCACCUCCCGGCCGUUCUACAAGCGGCUGGACCGGACCCUGGAGUCCACGCUCAGAGCCACUGAAAUCUUUUACACUCUCACGCUGGCUGACAUGCGCCGUUUCCGUGGCGACGGUCGUCUGGUCGAAGGGUUUCCGGCACGCGAACAUUACCAGCGGCUGACAGAGGGGAGGCGGAGCUUGGGGCUAUUCCAGCACCAUGACGCCGUCACGGGAACGGCGCGGGACCCGGUGGUCAUCGACUACGGAACCAGGUUGUUUCAUGCCAUCCUGAACCUGCGCCAGGUGUUGCUGAGCUCCGCCCACUGGCUAAUCCUGUUGGACAAGAGCCAGUACCACGAAGACCCAUCAAAACCCUUCUUGCAAAUGGAUGAGGUGAUCUCUGCGCAGGACGCUUUGCCUCAGAAGACGACGUUGACGCUCGGUGAUGAGCCCAGGUCAUUGAUCGUUUUGAACCCGACGGAGCAGCUCCGUACCUCUGUCAUCACUCUGGUGGUGGAUUCUCCAGACGCUCGCGUUGUCGAUGCAGCAAGCGGUCGACCAAUGGCAGUGCAGGUCUCUGGUGUGUGGGCGGAGCCUAGUAAAGUGUCUGCAGAAGCCUUCCAGCUCUCCUUUGUUGCUGAACUUCCUCCUCUGUCGCUCAACGUGUAUCAUGUGAUCAAAGCUCCGGCUGGCUCCGCCCCCCGGGCGCGCUAUGUCGUCCAUCGCCAUGGCGACCCACCAACCGUCCACUCUGAGCACUUCCAGGUGUCCCGGCUCCAAGGACCUGAAGCCGACUUGCCUCUGUUGCUUAGUAACAAGCAUCUUCACAUAUGGAGCUCCCCUGAGACCGGCCUGCUGCAGAAGCUGCAGCUGCAGGACGGUCGGGUCCGACAGGUCCAGGUCCACUUCCUGUGGUACGGAACCAGAACCUCAGGGGACCGCAGCGGAGCAUACCUGUUCCUGCCAGGGGAGGAGGGGCCUCAGACCUACUCGUCCUCUGAACCCCCGCUGAUCCGGGUCACUAGGGGCCCCAUCUUCUCUGACAUCACUUCCUGCUUCCCACACUUCACACACACCGUGCGGCUCUACCACCUGGACGGCCAUGCUGGGAAAUCCCUGGAGAUCUCCAACAUGGUGGACAUCAGGUCGGAGACCAACAGGGAGCUGGUCAUGCGGCUCGUCACUGAUGUCGCCAGCGGCAACCGUUUCUAUACCGACCUCAAUGGCUUCCAGAUGCAGCAACGCCGCUCGCUGGAGAAGCUCCCCCUGCAGGCCAACUUCUACCCGAUGACGUCGGCAGCAUUCCUGCAGGACGCGUCGAGUCGUCUGUCGCUGCUGUCGGCGCAGAGCCAGGCGGUGGCGUCGCUGCGAGCCGGUGAGCUGGAGCUGGUGCUGGACCGGCGGCUGCAGCAGGACGAUAACCGUGGCCUGGGUCAGGGGGUCACCGACAACAAGCCGACCGCCGCUCUCUACCGCCUGCUGCUGGAGGACAGGGGCGGGGCCAAGGAAGUGGGUGGAGCCUCAGUGGAACACCUGUCUCUCCUCGCCCACCUGGCCUCUCUCUCUCUCUCCCAUCCUCCUAUCACCAUGGUCGGCCCGGGCGACCAGCUGCCGAAGCUCCGCCCUUUCCAGGCGCUGCGCUCCUCUCUGCCAUGCGACCUUCACUUGUUGAAUCUGAGGACGCUGGAGGAUCCAAAGGAAGCUGGGAGCCCGUCACAGGAAGUGGCACUCCUCCUCCACAGGAAGGGCUUUGACUGUAGCUCCGCCCCCACGCCGCCCCCAGCCUGCUCCUGGAAUGGCCUGGAUGAGCUGGACCUGGACGAUCUGUUCGCUCCGCUGCGGUUCCGUUCGCUGCGCCGCUCCGGCCUAACGCUGCUCCGGGAGCACGACCGGUCUGACUCCGCCCACCAGGCGCAGGAGCUCCGCCCCAUGGAGAUCAGCGCAUUCCGGGUGGAGAUCGACUAUCUUUCACAAUAAAAGCCAUCUGAGGUCAAACACUGCAACUGUCUCAUUGCUGCGGCAACAUGUGUGUAGAGUGUGUGUGUUUCCAUGGAGAUGCUGUCUCGCUGUUCUCCCUGAGCGUGAAUCUGGGUGGUUGUUGUUUUUUGUGACCAAGGGAAUUCUGGGAAAUAUAUUUUUGUAAAUUUCUUUGUUUUCUGUGAAACUGAUGAAGAAAAUGUGAAGGGUUCUGGUUCUGUUCUGGCUCUGUUCUGGGCAAAUCUGGUCCAAUAAAAAUUUAAUUAUUGUUGAAAUGAAAA